AUGCGGGCGGCGCGGUCCGCGGCGCGACGAGAGCGCGCCUUCUCCACGGUGCGCUUCAUGCUGCGCAGGCUGCACGACUCGCUGCGGCACAACAUGAACCGCGACGUCGAGCAGGUGGGCGAGCGGCUGACGACGUUCCUGGAGCGGCUGCCGUGCCGCAUGUUCGCGGACCGCCUGGAGGCGCUGUCCAGGACGCUGGACUGCCGGGCGGUGGCCGCCAGGCGGAGGAACAACAGCCGGCUGGCCAUCGCGCUGCAGAAGCGGCGGUGCGCGCUGGCGGCCAACCACGGCCUGUCGGCGCUCUACAUCCGCGCGCUGGACGAGGUGGCGCUGCUCAUGUUCUCGGUGGCCGACUACCCGCUGGCCGAGGCGCCCUGGAACGAGCGGCUCACGCGCCUGCAGCAGCAGCAGCGCCUCCAGGAGGAGGCCGGCCCGCUCGGCGACGACGAGCUGCGGCGCCACCGCGAGCAGCGCGCGCAGGUCGUGUUCCAGCUGGCCCGCUGCUGCUUCGUGCAGGGCUUCCUGCGCAUGGCGGGCCCCAAGGCCAACAAGCAGGCCGCCAAGAAGGACCACCGCAGGGACCUGCCGGAGUUCUCGCUGGGCCUCCGCCACACCAGCUCGGACCUGUUCAAGCAGCACCCGGCCGGCGGCGGCCGCCGCAGCCAGUCCGUGGCCGAGUCCGCCUCCUCGGUGGAGGCCGAGGAGGGCGACGACGACGACAAGCUGUACCAGUGCGAGUGGGGCGGCGACUGCAAGUGGUCGCCCAGCCUGCUGGGCUACGACCUGGGCGAGGUCAUGGACGACGAGGUCCUCGACUACUGCCCCAUCGAGCUCAAGCCCACCAGCGUGGAGGCCUGCCUCAAGACCAUCAUGGACGAGCUGGGCACGGAGGACCCCCUGAACGAGUACAGGCACCUGCUGGUCAUGGAGCGCUUCCCGGACCCCGAGGACGCGGACAGGACGUACCCGCUGAUGCCGCCCGACUUCGACCCCGAGAAGAACAUCAUGGACGAGCAGUACGGCAUGUUCGAGCAGCGGUUCCUGGACGCGUGCCACUACUUCGUGGCGGACAUCACCGGCGCGGCGUUCGAGCCCGAGGAAAAGCCUCCCGCUGCUCCGACGGACGCUCCGGCAGAAACCGCCGCACCGGAACCGGAACCCGAACCGGAACGACUGCCGAGCGUCACCGAGGAACCGGAAGCGCACGAAGAAGAGCAGCCUCCGGCCUGACCGCCUAGCCUUCCGACGAGCACCGGAACCGGAACAACUGACGAGCACGGCCGAGCGGCACCGGAACCGGAAGUAACGACGACGAGCAGCCUCCGGCUUCGCCCUCCUUCCAACGAGCACCGGAACCGGAACUACCGCCGAGCGUCA
This is a messenger RNA of Thrips palmi, 1377 nucleotides long. RefSeq lists its product as uncharacterized. Lineage: Eukaryota; Metazoa; Arthropoda; Insecta; Thysanoptera; Thripidae. The record is from RefSeq and is a predicted model, not a curated record. The coding region runs from base 1 to 1230 and encodes 409 amino acids. The transcript is spliced from 7 exons.